AUGCCUACUGCAAUGUCACACGCAUCCAACCAGAUGUCUGCGGUCAGUCUAAGCCCACCAUCGUGCUUUCUCAAUCAUCCACAAGCUGUGGUGACCUCCACUUGUCCGCUAUGUAAAGGACAUCCUCACCGUCAACCGACAUGCACCUUAUGUAAUUCUCAAGGCUUUGUUCAAAAGAAUUGCGACCCAUGUCUACAUUACCGAAAUACGCUGCAGAUGAAGGUACAGAUUGUCCAAGCGUAG
This is a messenger RNA of Alternaria burnsii, 243 nucleotides long. RefSeq lists its product as uncharacterized. The record is from RefSeq and is a predicted model, not a curated record. Bases 1 to 243 code for a protein of 80 amino acids. NCBI's taxonomy places the organism in Eukaryota, Fungi, Ascomycota, Dothideomycetes, Pleosporales, Pleosporaceae. The transcript has 2 exons.